Messenger RNA from Salvia miltiorrhiza (redroot sage), 1336 nucleotides. Its product is annotated as protein RGF1 INDUCIBLE TRANSCRIPTION FACTOR 1-like. The record is from RefSeq and is a predicted model, not a curated record. Bases 423 to 1070 code for a protein of 215 amino acids. Lineage: Eukaryota; Viridiplantae; Streptophyta; Magnoliopsida; Lamiales; Lamiaceae. The transcript is spliced from 4 exons.
AAAAGAAACUAUGCUGCGGCUCAGCCUCGGAGCUAGGUCCGGCUUUGUUUAUGUAUGUAGACUUCAAAGUUCAAAGGAUAAGAACGACAACACCCCCCUACCACCCCACCCCCCACCCCCCACCCCCCACAACACCCUUGUCUUGUACACGCGCGCGCGCACACACACACCGCCUCCACUUCAAAACUUUCCAGAGUCCACUUUCCUUUUUUCCAUCUCAUAUAGCAAUAACCUUCCUCUAGAAAACGCACGCACACACCACCACCAUUUUCGAACAAUACGAAUGGCUGAGGAAUGAAAGCUCAUUAGCAAUUGAGCUGAUAAAGAAACUAUUCUCUCUCUCUCUAAGAAAGCAAAAAAGGCUGGCGAUUGAAAAUCAAGAAACCCCUGUUUCUGAAGUCAAGCCUAAGAACAGGAGAAUCAUGGGAAGCGAUGAGGAGGAGAACCGAUGGCCGCCAUGGCUGAAGCCUCUGCUGAAGGAGCAGUUCUUCGUUCAUUGCAAAUUUCACGCCGAUUCUCACAAGAGCGAAUGCAAUAUGUACUGUUUGGAUUGUAUGAAUGGCGCCCUCUGCUCUCUCUGUUUGUCUCAUCACCGCGACCACCGCGCUAUUCAGAUAAGGAGGUCAUCGUACCACGAUGUGAUCAGAGUGAAUGAAAUCCAGAAGUAUUUGGACAUAAGCUCUGUUCAGACAUACAUAAUCAACAGCGCUAAGGUUGUCUUCUUGAACGAACGGCCGCAGCCGCGCCCGGGCAAAGGCGUCACCAACACCUGCGAAGUAUGCGAUCGCAGCCUCCUCGACUCCUUCCGCUUUUGCUCUCUCGGCUGCAAGAUUGUUGGAACAUCGAAGAACUUCCUAAAGAUUCGGAGGCAGUCGCCGGAGAAGAAGGCGGUGGCAUCGGAGUCCGAGGACUCCUACAGUAGCAGCAGUAGCCACGGCCGGAACACCACGAGAUUCCCUAGCUUCACGCCGUCGACGCCGCCGCGGGUGGCCGUGAAUUUCCGGUCUGCAAAGCGGAGAAAGGGUAUUCCCCAUAGAUCCCCCAUGGGAGGUCUCAUGAUAGAAAUAUAGGGAUCAAACUCAAACUACAUAUUAACUUAAAACACUUGCAUUAACCUUUAUGAAGAAGAAAGAUAAAAGAAAAGGUUUGGAGGUGUAGCUGUGUUUGUGUUACUCAAGUAUUAGCAGUUUGUAUACCACAUUGUAUAUAGAAGCAACUAUUGUAUAGAAAUGUGAAAUAUAGGCUAGAGUAGAAAAAGAAUAAGAUAAUGUGUAAAGUUUAGUGUGGAAGUUGGAAACAUAAGCCUUGAGUUCUAUGAAAAUAUAUACUUUGUAUA